This is a messenger RNA of Pyricularia oryzae 70-15, 489 nucleotides long. RefSeq lists its product as uncharacterized. The transcript is spliced from 2 exons. Bases 1 to 489 code for a protein of 162 amino acids. The record is from RefSeq and is a predicted model, not a curated record. NCBI's taxonomy places the organism in Eukaryota, Fungi, Ascomycota, Sordariomycetes, Magnaporthales, Pyriculariaceae. Gene Ontology annotation, molecular function: chitin binding.
AUGAACCCCGUCAGAGCCGCUAGAGCGUCCGAGCCAAGGGAUACCAACCGCCAAUGGGGAAUUGUGAUCCGUCUGCCGGCGUGUGCGGAAAAGGGACCUUGGGCCUUUGAGAUCUGCAUCGCCGUCGGCGUUGGACGUUCCAUCAUCGACAUUGGCUCGCGUCCUCCGUCCCAACCAAAAAUGUUCCGCACCAUCGUCCUCCUCACCCUCACCGGCCUCGCCGCCGCCGCCAUCUCGGUCGACGGCUCCUGCGGCGGCGCCAACAACGCCACCUGCCAGGGCAGCGAGUUUGGAGACUGCUGCUCCAUGUACGGGUACUGCGGCAAGACCACCCCCUACUGCGGCCAGGGCUGCAACACCAAGUUUGGCACCUGCGGCGGCCCCGGCGCCACCAACGGCACCGCCCUGCCCAGCGCCGAGGCCCCGGCCAAGUCCACCGCCGACGCCAGGCGCAGCAACAGGCCCGUCGUCGUCCGCCGCUCCCUGUAA